Messenger RNA from Exophiala oligosperma, 1260 nucleotides. RefSeq lists its product as uncharacterized. Gene Ontology annotation, molecular function: pyridoxal phosphate binding; L-aspartate:2-oxoglutarate transaminase activity. The coding region runs from base 1 to 1260 and encodes 419 amino acids. NCBI's taxonomy places the organism in Eukaryota, Fungi, Ascomycota, Eurotiomycetes, Chaetothyriales, Herpotrichiellaceae. The transcript is spliced from 5 exons. The record is from RefSeq and is a predicted model, not a curated record. Gene Ontology annotation, biological process: L-aspartate biosynthetic process. Gene Ontology annotation, cellular component: cytosol.
AUGUCUGUGUUCGAGUCAGCACCACUGUUCCCAAAGGAUGCCAUCUUUGCGCUCACUGCACAGUACAACCACGAUCCCUCUCCGGUGAAAGUAAACCUCGGUCAGGGUAGCUAUCGUGACGGCGCCGGUCUUCCUUGGGUGCUUCCAUCGGUUCGUGAGUCUCGGCGAAGACUAUCAAGUGACCAGAAACUCCACCAUGAAUACUUGCCCAUCUUGGGCUUACCGGAGUUCCGAUCCGCAGUUGGAAAGACAUUGUUGGGUGCUCAGGCUCACAUUGCGAUCGAAAGCAAACUCGCAGUCUCCCAAAGCCUCUCUGGGACGGGAAGCCUUCAUUUGGCGGGCACAUUGCUCAGAGAUUACAGCGGACUGACUCAUCAGGUCUUGUUAUCAGAGCCUACAUGGUCCAAUCACCAUCUGAUCUUCUCUUCGCUGGGUUUCGAGGUGCGGACGUUUCGAUACUACGAUGCCACGACCGGAUCGCUCGAUUGGAAGUCCUACGCGGACGCUCUCCAUGCCGCCGAACCGAAGUCGAUUGUAGUCCUGCACGCUUGCGCACACAAUUCUACCGGCUGUGACCCUACUCGGGAACAGUGGACAGAGAUUGGCCGCAUCAUCAAGGCCAAGAGCCUUUUCCCACUCUUCGACGCCGCAUAUCUAGGUUUCAGAUCGGGGAAUUUUGACCAGGAUGCCUUCUCGAUACGGCAUUUUGUCAACGAUCUCGGCCUCGAGGCGGCGGUGGCUGUCUCUUUUGCCAAAAACAUGGGCCUCUACGGAGAACGCGUCGGGGCCACCGUCCUCGUAACCAAGUCUGAGAAUGUCGCCCGUAAUUGCGAAUCUGUCUUGGAAAGAAUACAACGUUCAGAGAUCUCGAAUCCUCCGGCGUACGGCGCCAAGGUGGCAACUCAGAUCCUCAGCGACGAGUCGUUGAGGAGCAUGUGGUUUGAAGAUCUCGAGACCAUGAGCACGCGUAUUGGCACAAUGCGUCAAAGCCUUUGUGAUUUACUGGUCAAGAGUGGGGCACCAGGCAGCUGGGAUCAUAUCACACAACAGACAGGAAUGUUCGGCUUCCUGGGUCUAUCGCACAAAGUGGUUCUUCAACUAAGACGACAAUACCAUAUCUAUAUGGCAGACAACUCACGUAUCUCAAUCGCUGGACUAAAUGAAUCGAAUGUGGUCUUUGUCGCGAAAGCCAUUGCGGAUUGUUUGAGGGCCGAAUCCAUUUCAGAGGCUACAUCAUCCUGUGCGGCGUCUAAUCUAUAG